This is a messenger RNA of Osmerus eperlanus (European smelt), 4517 nucleotides long. RefSeq names its product STIL centriolar assembly protein (gene stil). The coding region runs from base 243 to 3662 and encodes 1139 amino acids. The transcript is spliced from 17 exons. Lineage: Eukaryota; Metazoa; Chordata; Actinopteri; Osmeriformes; Osmeridae. Gene Ontology annotation, cellular component: centriole; centrosome. Gene Ontology annotation, biological process: smoothened signaling pathway; centrosome duplication; mitotic spindle organization. The record is from RefSeq and is a predicted model, not a curated record.
GAAAAAGAAGAUGCAGUCGUUGAUUGGAUCCCGCCGUUGCUACUUGCAAACCGCGCCAUUACAUUUGACUGAUGCAAGGGAAAGUUCGUCUGGUAUAUUUUAAGCAGAUGGAUACAACGUUGGUGUACUAGAAGCUUUCUUCCUGCUGACGAAUCUUCCAACAUACGUGUUCCAAUAAAUCUCUGUGGAUUAGGCUACCAUAAAACGGAUUGGAGAAUGUUUAUGAAUCGAAUGGUCUGAAAAUGGCAAGAUAUGCGGAAAAUGAUGUAAUUCGCCUCACCUACCCCAAAUCCAAAAUAGCUCUUUGGGACCCUACACCUAAUGGGGAUGCUUUUAACCUCCACCUCUCCAAUUCCAGAAACCCCAAACUACUUUUAUCUGAGAAAGUGCUUCGCUUGGCUCACCGUCAUGCCCAGCAGGGUAACAAGCCACAGUUUACCUGUUUCUUACUGGGUAAUAUAGUUGUAGAUGCUGAUGAGGAGGGUGUAACUGUGGCUCUAAACCGUUUCGACCUGGGUCGGGAAGAGCUUGAUACUUCUGUCAAGAUCCCCACUGCUCUGUUGCCUGGUGACAUUCUGGUCCCCUGUAUUUUUGGAACCCAAGAGCUGUUUUCUGCUGACAAUGUGUUCCAUGCUGCUGAAGACCAAAUGUCUUUCAAGAUGUUACGCCACUAUUGCUGCAGUCGUGAGCCAUUGGAUCUAGCCAAAAUGCUCAUUCUCAGAGCUCACCUUAGUGGCACCCAGCACACUGACACCCUGGACUUUGUUCUGCGCUGGGCUGCAAUCACUGUCGCCAACACAAUCAACACUUUGCCGAUCAAACCCAUCCCUAUUAUCCCCACGGCCCUGGCCAGGAACUUGACGGCGCUGUCUAUCUUGGCUCAGCCGUUGAACAGUGUGAACCACAGACGAGGUUUUUUGACAAUGGAUCAAACCCGCAAACUGCUCCUCAUGUUUGAGUCUGACCCUAAGGCCUACACUCUCCCAUUAGUAGGAGUAUGGCUAAGUGGAGUCACUCACGUCUCCAACCCCCAAGUGUGGGCGUGGUGUCUAAAGUACCUGUUCAGCUUCUCCUUCAAGGAUAGAGUGAUGUCAGAGAAUGGGUGUUUCCUGGUUGUCCUAUACUCACUGACUCACAGGGAGCCAGACUUCUACCAGUGCAACCCUGGAAGCAAUGAACAGAAGAUGGAUUUCCAGCUGCUCACGUGCACCAAGUCAUUCACACUCUUAAAGAAUGCAGAAAUGUCAGAGGGACUUGCACUCCAGUUUGAGCUCAGUGCAGAAAGCAAAACAUGCCAAAAAUUGAUCCUCUUCAGUGAACUGGUCUUUCAUCCUGUCCUUACAAGUGCAACAAAGGCCACUGUGGGAUCUCCCUUAACCAAGAUUUCUGCCAGCGAACAUGACUCUGGAGUGGUGGAUGAGGAUUUGUCUCCCAGACCAUCCCCAAACCCACACCCUCUCACUCAGAAGACUAACCGUGUCCACCCCUCAGUGCCUGAACUUUCGCUGGUAAUGGAGGGUAGUUUUAUGGUGGGCUCUCACAUUACUGGCCAAUCCCACAAUGCUCCAACCCCGGAUGUACAACAGACCGGCAGCAAUUCUGCCUACUAUGCCCACUCAGAACCUAGACACCCAGAUCAGGUUGCCCCACUCACUGAAUCUUCACCCAUCAGAAGACCCUUAAUGGUAGUUGCCCACCAAGAUCAUCAACAAUCUCUUUCUUUCAGCAAAAAGUCUAAAUCUCUUUUUAGGAAGCUGGCCAAAGAUGGAUGUAUACAAUGUUCAUCAUCCUUAUCCUCCUCUGUGGCGCUCAACCACAAGCACUUCCAAAGCACCCCCAACUCCAACCUGAAUGUGCCUUGCUCUUGCAUUUACACCCAACUCGAUGACCGAACCCCAAUACACCACCCAAACGUCCGACAGGGGUCCAGCCCUACUUCACAGCCACAAGUCAACUGCCUCCCCCCCUUCUGCCUUACCCACCCCAAUCAAAACACAGAGUGUCUUACCAUAGGCCCACAAACACACACCUUUUCAGCACACACAGAGUGCACUCCUAUAAAUAAAAAUGGUAGAGGUUGCUUUGAGCUACCGCCUCCAUUUGACUACCUGAAACAGUGCCAAGAUUCCUCCCCUGUUGCCACCACAUUGGUGGACCAACAAUUUGUUGUUGGACCAACUGGAAUCUUACCCACUGAUGCCUACCAGAUCCUUCAAGACCAGGAUCGGCAGCUUAAGUUUUUGCAAGCUCAAAUCCGAAAACUACUAGAGUGUCAGGAGAAGCCGAUCUGCCAAUUGCCAUCCACAGAAGGGACAGCCAUUCAAAGCAAUCAGACUUUUCCUGGACAACUUGCAUUGAAUAAAGUUAACAUUGCUGUAGAAACAGGUGCCAGUCUCUUUUGGGGAGACCCAGAUGUUCCUUCAUAUGAAGAGUGCUCACAGCAGGACUGGCAUGCAGACUUUGACCCUGAUGUCCCUGAUGCCAACAUACUUGAAGACAUGAAGGAGCAACAUGUGUCAGGUUCACCUUCAAACCAGUCGAUGCAAAGGUAUGGGGUAGUUCAUGGAAGCAGUUGUUGCCAGAGCCCAAAGUUGGGAGAGAGUGCCUCCAUGUACUGCCAGCCCUUGUCCCCAGAGAGAGAGAUCCCUGUCAGACAGGAUACUAGAAAAUUGAAGGAUGAGCACAUGUUUUAUCAGCAGCUAUUGGGCCAAGUGAAUAGUCGUCUCCAGGACACUGUGAAUGAAGAGCUCCAGAAGGAGGCAAUAGAACAUUCAAGUACUUCUAUCUUGGAAAGGCACAGCCUGUCCUCUGAAGGCUUUCCAUGUGAAUCAUCUUCAAACUACAUCUCUGGUGGCUGGAAGCCAGCUUCUAGCUCAGAGCACACAGACAUGGACCAUGUGUUCAGUGCCACACUACAACAGCUGAAGCAGCUAGGGGUCAAUAUGGAACUGGAUUCUGCCAACGCACACAAAGCCACACGUGUUGUUGUAGAAACUGCUAGCACCUUGGCUUACAUCAGUCCAGAAGCAGUGUUGCCCAGACUGACCCUUCCAAAGGUCAUGGACGCCAACAUGUGUAGCCUCACUGGCAGUGGAGACCUCAGCUUGGAAGCUAAUGCCAUUGCUUAUAAGUACUUGAAUGAUUCUCAGCUUGCCAGGAUGUCCUCAAGGCCCAAGCUCCGCCCCAAUGUCACUGUGCUCUCAAGGCAGCCAUCAGCUGAUAUUAGCUCUAUGGGACUAAGCCUGUUCUCUCCUAGCAACAUGUCCAUGGCUACCCAAAAAUACAUGAAGAGGUAUGGACUGAUUGAAGGGAACAGCAACCAAGAGAUGUAUGGGAAAAUGGAUGGUACUGUCAUUGUCGAAGUUGAUCAGGUCCAUCAGCAGGAGCAAAAGAGAGGUUUUGUUCAGAAAAAAAACUAUUCAAAUGAGCUAGCCCCCUCCUCAGGCGCUCUCUUUUCCCAGUCACAGAACCUGUGCUUACAAAGGCAACUGUGUCCCAAAACGUUUUUCAACCAUGACACCAAAUCAAGUCAAGAAAAGAACUCUGCAAAGCAGCUGCUGUCUUUACGUGAAGCACAUGAGGGGAGUCCACUGCCAGAAGGAGGGUCAGUUGGAAAUUUCUUAGACUUAAGUAGACUACAUCAGCUCCCAAAGUUAUUUUAGUUGACAUGCAGAAUCCAGUGCAAAGGCAGUCUAUCCAGUUAAAAUACUAGAUGGAAGGCUUCUAAAUUAUUUUAUUGUUUGUCUUCUCUUAUUGUUCAAGAUGUAACAAAAUUGUUAACAGAUUGGUUUUAUGUCUCAUUAGUUUUAUGACUUAUCGCCUUGGUGCACUAUUGCUCAUUUUUGGUUUUACAAUUCCAUAUUGAACGGUAAAAUUAUUAGGAAUGUCCAAUUAGUUGUAUUUCUGUAUAAUCUAUACUUUUUUGAGAAAUGUUUGAUACCAUGCCUAUGACCGGGACUAUCCUUGGCAAAAUGUCCUUAGUUGCUAGGGUUUAAUUGAAUAGUUUUAGUAUUUAUUUUCAUUUGGUUCAUUGAGUCAUUUAUUGACCUUUAGUAUCAGUAAUACAAAAAUUUAAAAAUUAAAUAAAAGAGCAACAAGCUAACUCAAUAAUUUACAAUUAGCAUUGGAUGCUUUAGUCCCUCGAUAAAUCACAUCUCCAUGUCAAAAGACUUUCUGGUACCAUGCUUUUCCAGACUCCAUUCUCUCUAAUCUACAUUAUUCCCAAUUCUCUAUUGUUUUGUCUUUACCAGGUGAAAAUUAAAGUAUUAAAAAGUUACAUGGACAAUUUCACAUUCUUUGCAAGCCUAGUUUGCCUUUGCUGUCUUGUAUUUUUUGCAUAUUUGAUUUCUUGAUCUGGAAUGGGCGUCAUCAGAUCUACUAGUCACAUUAUUUGUUUAGGUACAAGGUUAUGCUUUUUAGUUGUAAUUUCUGUGUUUUGUAUUUGUUUCAAUGUCCUUACAUUUUAUAUCAAAUGCUGAUUUUACUUGUUUUCCUAUUAAAAGUACAUUCUAAGAUUA